UCUCACCUACUACAUCCUCGUUGGCAUGCAGAUCAAAGGAAGAAUCCAGCAGUAGCAGCAUUCCAAGUACCGCCGAUACCGGUACUCCACCGAUCCAUGGAUGAUACCGAUGUUGACGAUGCUUUCAUCGGCCACGAGGGACGACCGCUGUUGGACUCACUAGAAAUGUCGUCUUCUCUGGAACAGUCAACAUCCAAGGAAAUCGGUGACAAUACACUGCUGUUGCAGAUACUGGGAGCUAACCGGAGCCCACCGAGAGUGUUGACGAUGAGCGAACAGGACAAUGACGCACAAUCUGUGGAGAUGGAGAACCAUAGUAGACGGGACGGGCGUACGGUGGAGAGCAUCGAUUUGAUUCGCGAGCAAUUGGAACGUAUCAAGGAGGAGGAGGACAUUGAAACCAAAUCGAAUCUGUUGAUGAAGCUGUUGGCAGAGUUGCCGGAAGGACCGCUACCGAUUGUGUACGUCGAGGAUGCUUCCGGUUCCGGGGUAGAAGAUGUGAGCGAAGCCGAGGACGUCAUUGGUAGCGAUGAGUACAGCGACGGUGGUAUCGUAACGCAUCUGUUUACUCCUAACGGUGGUAAGCGAUCUGGACGGUUCCAUCUACGCUAUCCGUGGAAGCGCCAGAACGCACGUAAACGGCCGUACGAUGACGCUCGUUUUCUUUGCGUCCCCAGUCGCGAUGACGUGUUUAAGCUGCUUAUCAGUCAACACGAGAACCGAAUCGGCAACCACCAGCAGAAGACGGUUAGCUUCUGUAACCGAAAGCGCCCAGCAAAGGCCAUAUUCACUAACAUUCGCUUCCUGGGUUAAGGCUGCACGCGAGGUAACACGAGAGCGAAUGAACGGACGACACCGCAAGCCUCUCGAAUAACCUUUAGUUUCGCCAGUUCCCAAUGUCGGAAUGUGAGAAAUGCCCCAAAAAUAG
Messenger RNA from Anopheles darlingi, 928 nucleotides. RefSeq lists its product as uncharacterized. The record is from RefSeq and is a predicted model, not a curated record. Bases 97 to 813 code for a protein of 238 amino acids. NCBI's taxonomy places the organism in Eukaryota, Metazoa, Arthropoda, Insecta, Diptera, Culicidae. The transcript is spliced from 3 exons.